This is a messenger RNA of Coffea arabica (coffee), 1674 nucleotides long. Lineage: Eukaryota; Viridiplantae; Streptophyta; Magnoliopsida; Gentianales; Rubiaceae. The record is from RefSeq and is a predicted model, not a curated record.
AUGUCGAAGAAUAGCAGCAGUAGCAGUGAUGAAGAGCAAGAGGGGGAAAAUGUAAACUGGAAGAUGUUCAAUAGAAAGACGAAGGGAACUGCUAAAAAGAUUUUCAAUGAUGAUGUGAGUAGUGGAAGUGAUGUUAGGAUUUUGGGGGAAGAGGAAGUGGUGAGGGAAGAAUUGGAGUCAGGAAAAGUCACAAGAAAUGUCGAAGAAAUGGUUAGAAUUAGCAGCAGUAGCAGUGAUGAAGAGCAAGAGGGGAAAAAUGUAAACCGGAAGAUGUUCAAUAGAAAGAGGAAGGGAACUGCUAAAAAAAUUUUCAAUGAUGAUGAGAGUAGUGGAAGUGAUGUUAGGAUUUUGGGGGAAGAGGAAGUGGUGGAAGAAGUGAAAUUGAAGGAAUUAGAUAGGAUGAGGAAGAGACACACUAUUUACAAGGGUAAGAAUAGUGAUCGGGGAAGUGGAAGUGAUGUCGUGCUUGUAACUGAAGAAGAUGUCCCUCCAAACUUGAGAUGUAGUUAUGUCAAGGGUAGGAAGCAGUUUCCAUGUAGAAGAAGAAAGAGGGUUAGAAGUGAUGGAAAUGCAACAAAUGAAAGAAUGACCAUGGAGAGUGAACCUUCAGGGAAUCGAGCUCAGGACAAGGAAAAGGGUCUUCUAAUUGAAAAUCUUGAUGAUCUCAACUCAAAAUCCUCUAGCUCUGAAGAGGAUGCUGAUGAUUCUGAUAAUGCCUGUAGUGUGGAAGAAUCAAGGAGCUCUGGUACACAAUCAAACCAUUGGGGUUAUUGUAGUGAGGAUAACCUUGAAGGAGGGAUAGGAAAAGAUGAUGGCUUCAUUCAACUACCAAGUCCAAAGUCCAGAGAACACGAACCAGGACUCGGAACAUCAAGGAAGUGCUGUCUUCAUGUUUCUGAGAGUGAAAGUUCUGAUUCUUCAGGUGAGGAUUCUGAUUCAUCAGAUCAGAUGCCAAAGAAGAAAAAGGAAAGCAGUAGGAUAUCUAAACCCUCAAAGAGAAGAGAAAGAGAUGUGGAUUACAUGAAUAUUCUUCUGGGGUCCAUGCUGAAGGAUGAUGAGCAGACAAACAAAAAUCCAUUUUCUUUUGAAGACAAUGGUCCUACUCAUACACUGCCAUUAAAAUUCAGAUUUGAUGACGAGGAUUUAACCCCACCCAAGAAAGAAGACUGGCAGAAAGAAAUUGAUGAUCUUUUUACUGAGAUGGAAAUGUGCCUCACAUUACCAGAUUCUGACUUUACUGAAUCAUCCAAGAAAAAAGAGACUCCACGAAGACGGGAUUGGGUUGACCUUAGCCGAGAUUACUUUGGUAUUCAUGAGCUUCAUCUUGAUGACUCAGCCUCUGGAAACUAUUACACCCCCAUUGAUGCUGAAGGCUUUGUACUGGAUCUUAUUCCAGAUGACAUUAGGAUGUCAAUGUAUAGUCAUCAGCUGGAUGGAUUUGUCUUCUUGUGGAAAAACAUAGUAGGAGAAACCAACAUCGAGAAGCUGAAAACUGAACUUUCUGAUGAUGGAAGAGGAGCCAUAAUAUCACAUGCCCCUGGCACCGGGAAGACCUGCCUAACAAUUGUUUUUAUUCUGUCAUUGUUGAAAAUGUAUCCAAUGUGCCGACCCGUGAUUAUAGCUCCUACAAGCAUGCUGCUUACCUGGGAAAAUGAGUUCCGAAAAUGGGGAUAA